Molecule: messenger RNA, 1321 nt
Organism: Leptopilina heterotoma
Lineage: Eukaryota; Metazoa; Arthropoda; Insecta; Hymenoptera; Figitidae
Product: methyltransferase-like protein 22
Exons: 6
Coding region: 363-1193 (276 amino acids)
Biological process (GO): protein methylation
Cellular component (GO): nucleus
Molecular function (GO): protein methyltransferase activity
Source: RefSeq, a predicted model, not a curated record
GAAAGAUAAUUCACAUUGCGGAACUGCAAACAUUAUAUAUAUGUAUAUCUAUAGAUAUAACAUUAAAAUAUAAUGAUGCAUUAUGUAAUUGCUUCUGUCCUUUCAGAAAAUCCCAAAAUAAAUAUUAGAAUCUAGUUUUGUAAACAGUAGUGACUGCGUGCCCUUAAAAAGUGACAGUAGUCGUUGAAGCGUUUAAAAGUAAUUAAUGAAAUUAAAAAAAAAUGAUUAGAAAUAAAUUAUUGGAUAAAUAGUAAAAUAAAUUAUUUAUAGUGUCUAUUUUGUGAGAGAUUAUUUUUUAUUAAUUAGAGGAAUAAAAGAGUUAUUGAUUAUCGUUCUUAAAGUUAUUUCGUUAUUAAUAGAAGAUGGCAUCUUUUAAAGUAACAUCAGAAAUUUAUGAAGAAAAUGGAUCUGAAGGGGAGUUUGAAAACAAUAGUAGAAUUACAAACAUUAAUUUUCGAUAUCCAUCAUUUUUACUAAAAGACAAAAAUGAGAAAGUUGAAUACGAUGAAGAUGGAGAUUUAAUAGUUGAUCGAGUACAAAAAGGAACGUUGUUAAUUGAGCAUCACAUUUCCACUGAUUUACAUUUAGUUGGUUUACAACUCUGGAGAGGAGCUUUUCUACUAGCUGAUUACAUUCUAUCGAAUUCGAAUCAAUUCGAAAAUAAAAUAAUAAUGGAAUUAGGUUCCGGAGUUGGUUUCACGAGUAUUAUUGCCAGUAUUAUAGCCAAGAAAAUAAUAUGUACAGAUAUUAACGAGGGAGAAAUUCUGAAACUCAUAGCGAAGAAUUUCAAAAAUAAUAAGAAAUACGUCAGGAGUAAAGUAGAUAUUAAGGAAAUGAAUUUUUUAGAUCUUAAUUGGUCUCAACAACUUUGUGAAGAUUCAAAGACAGUUGAAAUAAUUCUAGCCGCUGAUGUGAUAUACGACGAUACUAUAACAGAGGGUUUUGUAAAUACUUUAGAGAAACUUUUUAAUGCAAAUUCAACGUCUGUCGCUUAUGUCGCAUUGGAAAAGCGUUUCGUUUUCACAUUAGCUGAUUUAGAUUCUGUUGCUCCAAUGUAUGAGGAAUUUCAAAGAAUUAUUACAAAGAAGAAUUACAAAUGGAACAUUGAAGAAAUUAAAUUAGAUUUUCCUCAAUAUUUCCGGUAUGACAGAUUGAAGCAAAUGAUUUUGAUGAAGAUUAAAAAGUCCUCUUGAGUCCGUUUCUUAGAAAACAAUAUUUUUAUCAUUCGUACUACUAACUCUUUUUUUUAAUAUUGGAAAUAUUCUAUUUUUUCUGUUUACAAAUUUUUUCUCAAUCCAAUAAUUCAACGUUUUUUAAAAUA